AUCCGACGCUGCGUAGUCGUCGUUUCGAUCCUUUCUUUCUUUCCAAAGUAUUCGAUAGCAGUCUCAAAGCGACUCACACUCGAUGAGCUGCGAUCUGUCGGCACUUCACCAGUCCUCUACCUGAGACGACAAGCUCUGACCUAAGCUGUCAUGGCUCCAGGUGCCGGAGGAAAAAGAAAGAGAGGCGAUCGAUUGUGGUCUGGCGAUUCCGGGAACGAGUCCCAAAGACCCUCCCCCCAUCGUCCGAGUAAUCUCAACAUGGCGCAACACCAACCUCGUGAUUACCCAGAGUCGCGCGGGCGCCUACGACGGCAACCGAGCCGAGGAGGUCGUAACGGUCCCAGUCGGAGACCAAGCGCUGAUGGCCAGAAUAACAUGACUCCUCCCAACGCGACUCCCACUGUUUCCAGGGAAGUUUCCGAUCCGAUGCAGACAAAUGGGACCGCGGCAGGCGUUGGAAACCAACAAUCUCGGCCGUCACCGUCGCCUGCACCGCCGGCUCCUGCUCAGCAGGAGCAAACUCAAGCGCCGCCCCAGACGCAAGCGCCGCCGCAGCCCGAGCCUGCUCCCGUCAUCCAACCUCCUAAUCCACCCACACCCUACACUUACGAAUAUGUUACCGAUAAUGUUAUUGGAGAGUGGAUGCUGAUAGGGCGGCAGAGGCUGGUUGAUGAAGGCAUCCAGACAAAAAAUCAACAGAACGUUGGGAAAUUGGCGUCUAUCUACCAGGAGUUGAUCCGCUCCGCUAUUUACGGCCGAUUACCACCAACAGAUGCAGGGGCUGCAGUGAAGGAUAUAAUCGGAGAGGAAGUUGCAGCUCAGCAUGUCGAUAUUGAGAACGAACAAGAUGCGAGACCGUUACUCGAUACGCGCGCUCUGUUCCUUGAUAUCCUUUCCAUUGUUACCGAUUCGGAUACAACUAAUGGUGCCCUGAAACCGUUGGUGUUCUCGACUGGUAUUAGUGCGGCGCUCAUGCGUCUCCAGCUCGACACACCACUUCUUCAAUCGCUCGGACUUGUCCGCGAGACCUUUGCUCGUAUGGGUAUUCGAAAGCAGACCAACCUUCUUUACCGGCAAUCGAACUAUAACCUUUUGCGAGAAGAAUCGGAAGGUUACUCGAAGUUACUUACCGAGCUUUUUACAACAAGCAACAACGAACCGCCAUCUAGUGAGGUCGUGGAGGAUACGUUCGAACGGGUAAAGGCAAUGAUUGGUGCUUUUGACAUGGACGUUGGCCGUGUUUUGGACGUUACUCUCGAUGUUUUUGCUGCUGUUCUUGUGAAACAAUAUCGGUUCUUCGUGAAGCUCCUGCGCGUUAGUUCGUGGUGGCCCAAGGAAGAUACCUUCCGUACUCUCGAAGGCAGCAACCGUGAUUCUGGGUUGCCGAACUGGGCAUUGCCAGGUUCGUCUGGCUGGAUCACAACUGAUGAAGAACGAGCAGAGAUCGUGAAAUCCAAUGAACAACGAGACCGGGAGUUCUGGAGCCGAGUGAGAGAGAUUGGAAUCCGCGCUUUCUUCGAAAUCGGGCGCAGGCCGAUCUCCGAGGAGGAAAAGAAACAAAUACUCCCUGAAUCAAACACCUUGUCAGAAGAAGAGAUCGAGACUCGCAAGUGGAUCGAGGAAACUGGGACAUUGCCUCCUAAAGGUAGCCGCGUCGCCGCGCAGCUUCUCGGAUUCAAGUUGCGCUUCUAUUCGUCUCGGGCACGCUCAAAGUCAGAUGUUCUCCCUGAUAACCUCAUUUAUCUGGCAGCUUUGCUUAUUAAAGUGGGCUUCAUUUCCCUUCGCGACUUGUACCCUCAUCUCUGGAGGCCCGAUGAUUCGAUGGAUGCGCUGAAAGAGGAGAAGUUGAAAGAGAAAGCGGAGCGGGAACGAGCAGCAAAACCGGGUGGUGGUGUCAACGCGUUGAUGAUGGCCGGUGCUUUGGCAGAUGAUACUGUUCCUAUGCCACGGAUACGCGAGUCAGAAGCUCGAGCCACCCCGAGUAGGGAACAAGAAGCAGACAAGGCUGCGGCCAAAGCGGAGGAGGAUGAACUCCCGGAACCGUCAGAUCAAAAGGUCCUGCUGCUUAAAAGUCUGCUGGCCAUUGGUGCCCUUCCUGAAGCCCUUUUGAUCUUGAGCAAGUUUCCUUGGUUGAUGGAUGUCUACCCCGAACUUCCUGAAUUCAUCCACCGUGUUCUGCAUCACUCGUUGAGCAAGGUCUACGCCUCGUUACGUCCCUUGCCUUCUGUGGAAGGUCUUCGGGAUCAGCAGCAGAUCCCCAGCCUGGACCAGUCCAGUGUACCUAAGGGGCAGAUCCGGUUGAACCAGGCGCCACCGAGGAGGGUUCUUAGAUGGGCCCAGCUUGACGUGGAGGAUGAACAUGAUGGGACAGAUUACCGGUUCUAUUGGGACGACUGGGCGGACAACGUUCCUAUCUGUCAGUCUGUUGAUGACGUGUUCGCUCUCUGUUCUUCUUUCCUUAACCUCUCUGGUCACAAGAUUGGACAGGAUGCGACUUUGCUCUCGAAAUUGGCACGAAUCGGAAGAGACAGUUUGAGCAAGGAUAAUUCUCAAGAGAACAGGGCCCGUUGGCAGGAUUUGUGCAAGCGUCUUCUUGUUCCCGCUAUCAGUUUGACCAAGGCCAACCCUGGUGUGGUCAAUGAAGUUUUCGAUCUCAUCAGUUUCUUCUCCCGUGAGGUCCGGUACAAUAUGUACGCGGAAUGGUACUUUGGACAAACCUCGCGACUUCCCGACAUUAAGUCCGCAUUCGACCAAGCUAGAGCCGAAACCAAGGAUACGCUCAAGAGAUUGAGCAAGACGAAUAUUCGCCCCAUGGCUCGUGCGCUGGCAAAGAUUGCAUAUGCUAACCCCGGAAUUGUCAUCAACGUUGCCAUCAGCCAAAUUGAAUCCUACGAGAACCUCAUCGAAGUUGUUGUGGAGUGUGCCCGUUAUUUCACGUAUCUUGGAUAUGAUAUCUUGACAUGGUCCCUGAUCAACUCUCUCGGUCAGAAAGGACGGAGUCGUGUCCAGGAAGGAGGUUUACUAACCAGUCGGUGGUUGAAUGCACUGGCUACGUUCGCUGGCAGGACUUUCAAACGAUACUCUGUCAUGGAUCCUACUCCAGUGCUGCAGUAUGUGGUAGAACAGCUGCGGCACAAUAACUCCACUGACCUUAUUGUCUUAGAGCAGAUGAUCAGCUCCAUGGCAGGUAUCAUCACGGACAGCAGCUUCAACGAGGCUCAAAUCCAGGCCAUGGCAGGCGGCGAUACCCUUCAGUCGCAGACGAUUCUGCAGCUAUUGGACAAGCGACACGAGUCCAAGACGACUUCGAAGCGGCUUAUGAAGUCGCUUACUGUUUCCAAGCUUGCUGGUCAAUUGCUCGUUGCUAUUGCACAAGAGCGGUGGACCUGUAUCUUUCAGGAGGAGGGCUCCGAAGAGCUGAAGCUUUUGGGUAACAUCUUCGAUGAAAUUCACCGUAUUCUUACGCAGUAUCUUGAUCUGCUGCGCAGCAACCUGUCGGUCGAGGAGUUCGAUUCGUUUGUUCCUGAUUUGCCCACUCUUAUCAAAGAAUUCGGUGUGCAGCCUGAACUCGCUUUCUGGAUUCAACGACCCAGCAUCGGGAAGAAGAUCGCUGAAGUUGAACGAGCAGCGCAGGAGGAGGAAGCUGCGUCAAAGAACCGUGAAAGUCAGAGAUCUCCCUCAGCACCGAAGGCCGAGGAUGGCCAAGACAUGACAGUUGAUGGUGAGUCAGCAACCAAGAGCGAGGAAGCAACGACCGAAGGAAUGAUGGAUGUGGACAAGCCACAGUCACAAACUUCAAACGAAUCGGAUGGCACACUUGCUCCUGAACAACCCGUCGCGAACGGCAAUGGUAAUGCCGAUCCUCCUGCAUCAAAUGCUGUUGUCCAGGACAUCGAAGAGCAGAUCCAGUCUGUCUUGUCGCUCGAUACAUACGGCAUCGUGGGGUUACGUUUCUACGUUAUCUUCUGGCAAUUGUCACUUUAUGACGUGCACGUUCCCCAGAAGGCGUAUGAAGAUGAAAUCGACCGCCAGAAGAGGAAGGUAGUUACAAUCAACAACGAUCGAUCCGAUAUCAGCAUGGCCGGGACUCAGCGGAAGGAACGAGAAAAGAAGCAGCUCACUCAGCUUCAGGAACGAAUUUUGGAAGAGAACAAGACUCAUCUCAAGGCGUACGGUCAAACCAGGACAAGAUUGCAGAAAGAAAAGGACCGGUGGUUUGCUGGCAUGCGUGGAAACUACGACACUUUGAACGUUUCUUUGUUGGAACAGUGUUUCGUGCCUCGUUUGCUUCUGUCACCGAUUGAGGCUUUCUACUGCUUCAAAAUGCUUAAGUUCUUGCAUACCUCUGGAACACCAAACUUUCGGACUGUCGGGUUGUUGGAUCAACUGUUCCGCGAGCAAAGAAUAACGGCUAUCAUCUUUCAAUGCACCUCGAAGGAGGCGGACAACUUUGGGCAAUUCCUCAACGAAACCCUACGGGACCUCGGUCGCUGGCACGCCGACAAGGCUGUGUACGAGAAAGAGGCUUUCGGUACGAAAAAGGACCUCCCCGGAUUCGCUUUUACCGUUGGCUCCGAUGGAAAGCCAGCAGGGUUUAUAGACUACGAGGAUUUCCGUCGGCUGUUGUACAAGUGGCACCGUAUCUUGGCCUCAGCACUCAAGAUUUGUCUGAACGGAGGUGAAUAUAUGCACAUUCGAAACGCGAUCAGUGUGCUCAAGGCAAUCGUCCAGCAAUUCCCCGCUGUCAACUGGAUCGGCCGCGAUAUCUUAAAGAGCGUCAACAACCUGAGCCAGAACGACGAACGAGAUGACGUGAAGACACCCGCUGCUUCGCUGAUUGGAGACCUCAACCGGAGAGAGAAGAAGUGGAUGCUUCCUCAGGCGUUUAAUGAGAUUAAAGGACCGAUCCCGGCACAGCAACAGAAGACUGAACAAGCUUCGUCUGAUAAGGCUGGCGCCUCGGGAACGGCGACACCGACAGCAUUGAAUGCGACUGCACCUUCGUUUAAGCCCCCAGUUGGCCAAGAAGCCGAGGGCACCCCUAAGUCUGAACCGUCAAAACAGGAAGUUGAGGAUGGAGAGAUUGAGGACGCCAAAAUGACCGAUGUUGCGAUGAAGGGAACGGAAGAAGGAACUCAGCAGAAACAAGAACCUUCUGCGAAACCUGAGACGGCACCGCAGCAAGCUGAGCAAACUGCUACUGGCGGUGCAGAGGCAUCACCAACCGACAAACCAGCCGAACCAGCAGUUGAACCACCUCGCGCUUCGUCUGCUUCCGCUGUUUCUCAACCAGAGCCUCUGGCUCCCGAGAGACAAGCAGAGGUUCCCAAGCGUCCUGAAAUCGAACGAUCUUCGUCCAGUGCAUCAAACAUUCGUGGAUUGCCUAACCGGCCAAUUCGCCAUGGAGAUGGAAGACUGCCGCCCCGACCUGAACGGCAACGACACCCUAACCGCUAUGAUGGGGAGCAUGAUCACCCUGGUUAUGGUCCACUCGAGAGGGAACUCCCGACAAGACUGCCCACCGAUGAGCCAUUCCGUGGUCCUGCGUAUCGCGACGGUCGACUUCCCCGGGAGCCCGAAUGGCCGGACCGACCUGGACGGUUGCGCCCUGCACCUGAUGGCUUUGAUGUACGGCCCGACGGUCCACGUGUGCCCCAUGAAGCGCCAAGUGGUCCACGACCAGGCCCACAAACGCAUCCUGACCGUGCUGGGUUGAUCCAUGAGCGUCCAGACCGGGAUCGACGCGGGCCUCCACCGAGAGGUCUAUCACUACCGAGACCAUUAGAUCUCCCAGGCCGGCUGGAACGUUUCCCCGGCGAUGAUCGACGUUUUGCCAAUUACCCUCCGAGUUCGCGACUUGAUGAUUUGCCCACGGGACCUCGCAGCGAACGUCCAGGACGAGAGAUUCACGAUUCAAGGGAACCUCCUUCUGGCCCAGACAUCAGCCAUGGACGAUUGCGCCAGCCGGAACCUGCGGAGAUUCCUUCUGGACCACGGGUAAGGAACGCACAUGGGCGUGGUGGCCGCGGAGCAUCUGGACCACAGCUUCCGCCUCCACCUCCCGCGGGAGGCAACGAGCGCCAACCGCCAAUGGGACCGAAACAGCAAGCGGCAGGCGCACCGCCAUCGCCUGCCAGUGAACGGAUGGACAAUAGCGGAAUUCAUCCAGACCGUCUCAAGGCAUUGCAGCUUCAAGGAAAUGACUAUGGUGGUGGACGAUCUCAGCAACCACCAUCACCAGGGAUUGCCCCUCCAUCCGGGCCCCGUAGUUCAUUUGCCCCGCCAUCAGGCCCAUCACCUAUUCCUCGUGGAGCACAGCCUCCAGGAACUGGUGGUGGUAGUGGCGGUGGUGACCGGGGACGAGGAGACAAACGAUUCGCCGGCAUCAACACUAUGCUUCAACAGUCGGCAGGCCCUGCAGAUCGCAGUGGACCUGGUACAUCGAUCCGGGGCCGAGGCGCAAAUCGCUCUGCCGCUGCCAUGAAUGCGCCAUCUCCGCAGUCUACUCCUUCUGGCGGAACACCUGAUGAUGGAAGUCGCACUAUUUCGACUUCUUCCCAACAAGGUCGGCCUGACCUUUUGGCGGAUCGGAUCACCAGCGCUUCCCGAGGGGAUGAGAGCCACUCGCGUAGGAGUCUUGGAGGUCGAGGCGACUUGCUCGAGGAGCCUGGUUCUGAGCCACGCCGUACGCAGCGACACUCAGAACGGGAUCGUGACCGUGACCGUGAACGAGAAAGGGACCGUGAACGGGACAGAGAUCGUGAUCGUGGUGAUCGCGCUGACCGCGAACGUGGUGAGCGCAGCGAGAGAGACCGCGAACGCGAACGGGAUCGGGACCGCGAACGAGAACGAGAGCGCCGUGGAGACGAGGAAGGGACACGAAGCGGCAGCCGACGAGAAGAACGCGAACGCGCUCGUGAAUACGAACGAGAACGCAGCCGCCGUAGUGACGCUGGCGCGGCUGGCAAUCGAGACGAUGCCCGUUACGAACCACCCCGAGAAGUACUACGACGGGGAGGCGGCAAUCGUGACCGCCGGGAGCGGCGCGAACGAGACGAGGGAGCAGCAGCAGAUUUAGCCUCCCACGAACAUGAAGGCCGUCUACGGCCUCCAUCGUCUAUGGGCGUCCCACCUCCACCGCCUCCUCCGCCCCCGCCUCUCCCCGGAAGUGCCGAGGAUGAGCGAAGAUGGGGCGGCGGCGGUCGCGAGCGCGAGCGCGAGCGUAACCGGGACCGUGCGCGAGACCGUGACUAUGGCGGCGGUAGCGGUGGUGGUGGCCAUCGCAAGCGCGGACGAGGCGGAGAUGACGGACAUGGCGAAGGAGGAGGAGGAGGAGGUCGUGGAGGAACACGGAUGGGGAAUGAGAACAAGAGGCCUCGUCGGGGUAUGUAAACAUAUUUUGAUCUUUCUGGAGUGUUUGAUACUGUCUCUCAUUGAUCUAUUUCGUUUAUUUUUCUCAUCUAUUUAUGCAUGAUCGGGUGUUGGAAUGGCUUUUUUCUUUGCUAGCGAUUAUUAUGUAUUAGCAUAAACGGUGAAGCAUUCUGUUGAUACUAGAAUAUAAUCUCAAUUGCUCC
This is a messenger RNA of Aspergillus ruber CBS 135680, 7574 nucleotides long. RefSeq names its product putative THO complex component (Rlr1). The coding region runs from base 151 to 7392 and encodes 2413 amino acids. Gene Ontology annotation, biological process: mRNA processing; mRNA export from nucleus. The record is from RefSeq and is a predicted model, not a curated record. Gene Ontology annotation, cellular component: THO complex part of transcription export complex. The transcript is spliced from 3 exons. Gene Ontology annotation, molecular function: mRNA binding. Lineage: Eukaryota; Fungi; Ascomycota; Eurotiomycetes; Eurotiales; Aspergillaceae.